Messenger RNA from Spodoptera exigua (beet armyworm), 1590 nucleotides. The record is from the annotation of a GenBank genome assembly. NCBI's taxonomy places the organism in Eukaryota, Metazoa, Arthropoda, Insecta, Lepidoptera, Noctuidae.
GAAAUGUCAAAAUAAGAAAUUCGCGGGCGAUUUCUUUAGAGCCCCACGUUUUAUAUCUCAUUCAAUUAAGUUUACUCACAUAAAUUGUAUUGUUUAUAAGUGUAAUUAUAGUUUCAGUUGCUAAAUCUUUGCAUUAUUAUCAGAAUCAAGGAGGUUACUGAGCCUUGCGCGACUACGGAUAUUGAUUUUUGAAGUAUUGAUUUUCUUGAGCAUAAAUAUUAAUAGAUGGCUAGACACAAAAUUGCAGCUGUAGAGGUCCAUGCUGAAGAUGAUGACUUUGACCCGGAUGAUUCCUUCGGCAUCAGCGUUGACCUCAUCGACGAACGAUUAUACUUAGGAAACUUGGCAUGUGCAAGGGAUUACAAAUCAUUGGAACAGCUGCAGAUAACACACAUACUCACCAUAGAUGUGGUGCCACUUCCUCGGUCAAUACUAGAGAAAGCCAACCUUGUCUUCCAUUAUGUAAAAUUGGCUGAUGUGCCCAAGGAGGAUCUAAUAAGUCACCUGCCAGAGACCAACAACUUCAUCAAGCAAGCUAUUGCAGAUGGAGGAACAGUUCUGGUGCACUGUCAUUUUGGAGUGUCACGGUCAGCAGCUGUAGUAAUAAGCUACAUCAUGGAAAAGUAUGGCUUGUGCUAUGAAGAAGCAUUUACCCUAGUGAAGAGUAAAAGAAGGUUUGUGGGCCCAAAUGUGGGCUUUGUGGCCCAACUGAAGUUAUUUGGGCACAUGGGCUACACAAUCAACAGGGAUGAUCCACGGUUCAAACAGUUCCGAUUAAAGUUGGCUGGACAGAAAUUAAAAGAAGUGAAGAUCUUGCCCCAGUUGUUUGCGGAUCUGGUGAAGCCGGAUCCAGGGCUGGUGAGGGAGCGACCAGACCCCAUUGUGUACCGCUGCAAGAAGUGUCGGCGUAUCGUGGCCAACCAGAGCAAUAUUAUACCACAUAUACCUAAACCUGUUAAGGUGGAAUUGGCUAAGAAAGGUAUUCGUCCUCCACCGAGCAAGUUAACAGGCCUGACAUGCGCGGAGAACGGGGAGAUAUUACUGGAGAAGCUGAAGAGCCUCGCGUCACAGAUCAUGGAGAUGCGGUGCGAUGACCAGUACGAAGAUAGCAGUCCGGGGCAGAGCCAGAGCCACAGUCAGCCCAGUGAUAGUGAGGAGGGAACCAGUCAGGAUCCACGCCAAGCGUUAGACGGGUACAACGAGAUGAACAUGGUGGACUCGAACAUUGCGGCGCGCGCUGAUCUGCCCGAGAUCUGCCGGCUCAUGUGGUUCGUGGAGCCGAUGGCCUGGAUGCGGGACGUCACGCACGCCACGCAGGGCAAGCUGCACUGCCCCAAAUGUCUCAAUAAGAUUGGCUCUUUCAGCUGGAUCAUGGGUUGCAAGUGUCCGUGCGGACAGAAGGUGGCGCCGGCGUUCUACCUCGUGCCUUCCAAAGUGGAGUGGUCCAACAUCGUUCAGAAUGUGCAGAUUACCGUGUGAAGCUCAAUAGUGUACUACACACAGGAACAUUAUAAUCGGUAUCAUGGAACAAAAAUGACGAAAACUUAUAUGGCUGUAAUCAAAAUCAAUAUUGCUACUCAUAAGGUUUAG